Pectinophora gossypiella (pink bollworm) is the source of this 6942-nucleotide messenger RNA. RefSeq names its product protein unc-13 homolog 4B (gene stac). Bases 107 to 4528 code for a protein of 1473 amino acids. The transcript has 18 exons. Lineage: Eukaryota; Metazoa; Arthropoda; Insecta; Lepidoptera; Gelechiidae. The record is from RefSeq and is a predicted model, not a curated record.
UUUCAGAAUGUCGAUAUUCAUUUCCUAAUUAGACUGCCGAAGACUUUUCCCAAAGAAACUCCCUAUUUCAAUUUUUUUUUAAAGUGACGUGAAGCAUUCAAACAAAAUGCCGGAGAUAGGCCCUAUGAUGCGUGCACUGGAACUGCAGCGGCUGAUCGAAGACAAAGUGACCGAGUGGCGCGAGAGGUCAGCGCGGGUCGGCGGCCGCAGCGUGGCCGACUCUUAUCAGCAGCCACUCAACUUCAAACGUCACACUAAUAGACGCAAGAACAGCGCUGAAAUCAGCAGAAUUAUCGCAAAGUACUCAAAGCCCAACAAGAGGGCGGACGAGCGAUACGUACUGCCGCAGUACACGCCAGAAAUAACCCCGGCGCGCCCCGCCAGACUCAAAAAGACUAACUUAAAAUUAUCCAAAAGCGAAGACAAUCUCGCGAACAUCGGCUGCUGUACCAUGGAUCCUUACCCUGACCCGACGGAAGUCAAACCUCCGCCCCGCGGUCGGUUCAAGUACAACGCGAAGAGUUACGAGGACAUCACCGCCUUCGCCGACAUCGAGCACAGGAGAAAGAGUACAAACUUCGAAGAGAACAGUAUAUUGAAUGCAAAGGUGAUCAAGAAUGACACGCGACCCAAACUUCACAGCAUCGGCGAGAACUUUAUGGCUACUGAGUUUAACGACAGUGCUUUAGAAUUGAGACAUAAAUCGAUUUUUUCUACAUCGACUCCCAUCUCAAACAGAAAAACGUGUCCAGUGGGUGAUUCAGUGUCAGUGACUUUUGAAAGGUGCACCACUUACAAUCCGAGUGAUUUAAAAAAAGGUAGUUCGGAGCCGGAUAUCCUCAGUGUGAAUAGCAGAGACUCUGUAGGGACAUCAAAGACACUCGACUCGAAGAAGCGGUGGAAGUUGCUGAAGCAGCCGUUUCGGAAGGGCACUUUCGACUGCCUCAUUCUAUGGCGUGGAAAAAAACCAAACGUGGAAAAGAAAUCAAGAAUACAAGAAGUGGACGACAGUUUCUUUGAGAAAUUCGGCUCUAUACUGAAGCAGGCGUCACAACGAGCGGCUAUCGAGGAAGCUACUCCCUUGGCACCACUCAAAGAGGUCGAAGAGCAAGAUGGUGAGCCGAAAGUAUGUGCAGAUUUACAUGGGGAGUGUCCUAGUACUAGAGACACCGAUAGCGGGAAUGAGACUCUCCUUGACACGGAUUCGGAGCCUGAAGAUCCUGAAAAGGUUGAUCUUUACAAGGAAGCUGUUGGAUGGAAUAUCGAUGAGUUAUAUCUGGAGAUAUUGUACGAGAUCCUACACAAUGUCGGGGGAUGUGACAUAGGCUGCGAAGUAGGUCAGCUAGCCAUGCUGACCUAUGUCCAGGAAGCCUUUAAGAUAUCAAACGAUAAACACACGCUGUUGCUGACUCAAGCCGAGGCCAAAGAACCUCCAGAGCUGAUGCUCAAUGUAGAGCUGGUUGAAGCGAAGGAUUUAGUCCCAAAAGACCCGAAUGGUCUAAGUGAUCCGUUCGUCACGAUAUAUUUGAUGUCCAAUUCUUCGCACCGGUACAAUACUUCGGUGAAAUUGGGGACCCUCAACCCUUGCUGGGAGGAGCACUUCUCAUUACCGAUGCCGGAAAAUGUACAAGAGGACUCGCUUGUUAUAGAAGUCUGGGAUUUUGACCCCGCUGAGACAGUGAAGGAAAAGAUGGGAAAGUUCUUCAAAGUAAAAGGUGUAAAGGGAUUCCAAAAGUUGAUGAAAGAGUUAUACGUGACUGCAUCGACAGGGAAACAUGAUAACGAGCUUAUUGGCACCUGCAAUAUACCACUCAAAUCCAUCCCCGCUGGUGGCAUGACGAUGUGGUUCAACCUGAGCAAGAAGAGCAAGCUGCGUCGACAGGGCGUGGUGAAGGUGCGGCUCAACUUCUCCGCGGAGAAGAGCUCGCAAGUGGCUGCACAGGAGCACCGACACCUGCUGAGGAUACUGCUGCUGCAUGAACUCGACAGCUCUAAGGUCGCUCCCUACUGGUGGUGCGGUAACUUCAGCGCGCCUGCAGAGUCCGUACUAACCCAGCACACGGCACAGAGCGGGCUCACACAGAACGACAACAACCUGGCGCAGUGGUCCGUCUACUGCGCCGUCACGCCGGACCACCCCCUCAGCUUCGCCCUCUUCAACCAACUCUUGGAUAAACUCACCAAGCCACUGCAAGCAGGACUGAUCAACGAAGAGGACGUCAAGCUAUUCUGGGAUGGUGCUAAGAAACUCCUCCCUACAUGCUUUAGUCACAUCAGGAAACUCCGCAAGAAGACAGCUGGAGACAAAACUGUCAUGAAAACCUUGAGAGAGGUUCUUAAGAUCUUGUACAAGUUGUCCGUUUUGGACGUGCCUGAGUCUAUCGAUUUGUUCCCGAUCAACCAUUAUGGUUGGUUGAGGAGUAAGGAUGAUGGGAGUAGGUUGACAAUCCACGAGGUGUUGAAUCAGGCAGUGGUUCAAGGGGCAUCGGACUGGUUCGUGCAUAUUCUGGAUAAUAAUGAGGUAAAGGACGACACGGAAGAGGCGCGGCUGCAACACCUGAUCAGGGUCAUACAAUUGGUGCGAUCUGAUCUUCAGCGGGCUAUUGAGUACUACGACCGGGUGUUUAUUGAAGUAAUGGCCUUCCCGUAUUCCAAGAUCCUGUACGGUAUAUACGAGAACAAGAUAGCGUCCCUAGUGGAGCCUCAGGUGAUAGAAGUGUGCAAGGGUCUGAAGCGACUGCAGUUUAAUGAAGGGUCCAGCAAUACCGUGUUGUUAGCUGGCGGGGUCAAUGGAGAGACUGGACUGGGCACACCGAAGGUUGAGAACGAACCCUUGGCUAUGGGGACCACUUUGUUUGAAUUAUAUUUAACCUUGCAGAGGUUUUUAACGCUAGGUCAAGGCCUGAACGAGACAGACUGGAAUUCCUACGCCAUAUCGAAGUUCCACUCUUGGUUCUUCGACGGCGUAGCGCAGUGGCUGGACAUAGCAGCGUUCAAAGCCCUCACUCGCAUAGAAAAGGCCGUGGAGUUAGACAACUUAGUUCCAGUAUACGACGAUGUGAAGUACAGCAGUUCUGCUGUCGACACCAGGAGUAUAUACAGUCAGAUCAAGAUAUUUUGGGAGCAGCUAGCGUGGCCUGAGGUUGAAGGAUGCUAUACUUUCGUAGCUAAGAUUAUUGAUGACAUUUGCCGCUGCAGCGUGUUCUACUCGGACCAGAUGUCAUUGCGCGUGGGCAGCGUGGGCACAGUGACCACAGUAUUCGAAGAGCGGUUCGAGGUCACCACAGAAUGGUGCAUAGCCAUCAACAACAUAGACUUCGUGCGCCAGAGCCUGCCGCCGUAUGUUCAGGAGUUGGGCAUGGAUGAUAUCGUGCAGAAGUUAUGUGAAGCGCGCUCGCCGCUUGAAGCUCAGAGAUGCAAAGAAACUCUACAAAAUGUGAUUGCGAAUGCGAUAGACACAGUGAAGAACAAAAUCGUGGAUCUUCUAGAAGUAAUGGUUAAAAAGAUGCUGCCUUCAAUCACAAGAUUCUUAGUGGAAGGAGCCGAACUAUUGCAUCAAGACUGUUCGAGUAUGGACCGCGUUAUGCGGUACUUAGAAGCUAAUUUAGACACACUGCACCAACACUUGAGCAACGAAAACUUCUCUAGAACUCUGGACAUUGUAUGGGAACAACUUGGUGAAGUACUAUAUGAACUCAUCCAAGCCAAUUUGGAGCACCGAAGGGCAAAGAUAACUCGGUAUAUCGACCCUCGGCGCCUGAGCAAAUGGGCCGCCGCACACUUAGACGCGAAACGGCGUCCGCCAUCUUUCUUUUCGAAUCUCCACGAGUGUCUGAGGAUAAUGAUCCGAUCGUUCUGUCAAGAUGAUAAGGAGUUUUACACAUCGGACACUCUGAAACGGGUGGAGUAUUUACUAAAGAUCCAUGGUAUGGAGACGCGAGAGUUGAUCCAUCAGUACCAUGUAGAAAGGUGGCAAGAGCAGCAGGCAAUUACUGAGCCCAAGAUGGGCGUGUUGACCGUACGAGCUCAGUUUAUUGAUGACAAUCUGAAGAUUGAAAUCAUGAACGCUAGGAAUCUGAUGCCUACUGACUCGAAUGGUCUAUGUGAUUCGUACGUGCGCGCGGCUCUACUACCAGAAGACUCCUUCCUGAAUGUAGUCAAAGUUAAGACGCAGACCCACAGCAAGAACCUCUUCCCACUUUACGACGAGAUGUUUGUCAUACCUUUAACCCCAGACCAGCGGCGCAUCCAAGAUGGGCUGGUGCAUCUAGUGAUCAAAGAUAAGGACAUGUUCAGUGUCAGUAACACCUUCGUGGGGGAGGCAUACUUACACUUCAGUGAGAUACCCUCCACGCCCGCGCCUAUAUCCAGUCUGCCGCAACAACACCUGCCGUUGACUCGACCCACUAAUAUUGACGGAGACGCGAUCAAGGCGCUUGAAUCCCGGCCGGGCGACAAGCAGGCGAGGGAGUUCCUUAAGAAACAGAGACAGAAGAUGCCUGGCAAGCAGUUCUUCUCGCUCAGCUAAACACCACUCGUUACGUUCCUGUAUAUACCAUAGACUAGCCGACCAAGUAAGCCUGGGCGAAACUAUUUUAUUGUUAUAUAUCAUCUGCAUUGUUGUUAAUGGUUGAUGAGGUUGGUAAUGUACCUCUCAAUCCACACGAUAGAAGAAGAUUGUUGUUGGGAGACUUCAAAAAUGCCUAAGUAAUUAGAUUAGGUAAAAACGAUCUAUAAAUUACAAUUUAAAGAAUUAAAAAAGGAACUAGAUUGAAAUAGUAACUCAUAAAACCUUUUGGUAUAAAAUGUAUAAAACGUAUGUUUAUAUCAGACGUUUUUAGUUAUUUAACGAUAUCACAAUAUAUUACCCUCAAGGACGUGUUAAGGGUAUUUUUUCAAAGUAUCAAAUGUAAAGCAAUAUAAAAGCAAUAUGAAAUGUAGGUUGUUUUGUCUUUAUAGCGGCUUUUUUAUUCUUAACUUCGAUUCGAUGGUGUGUAAAAGCAUUUACGUGAGGCUAUCUUAGUGACAGCGAUAUGUUUAAGUAUUUAUUUAUACAACAUAACAUGACGUCUGUAUCCCCGAAGGGGGUAUUAUUUAUAUGAUUUUGUCCUAUUUAGUAAUGUAAUGUGCUAGGCUAUGUGAACUGUCAUUUAUUUACUCAGAAACUAUUGUAGCGCUAACUUUUUUGAAUAGCCGUUGAUUGCAUUCAACAAGAGGCCAAAUAUCAGCUUACAAAACCUAAAUUAUGAGACUUUUAUCUUUAUCGAGUACUUUGAUAUACUUAAUUCUCCAGACUUAUCUUGGUUAGGUGUGACUGUGUGACUUAGACGCACAAAUAAUUAUGCUACUUAUUAGAAUGUGAGAAUGGUAAUAAAUAGGAUUGUAUUUAUUUUUGUACUGAGUAUAAUAAACAUAAGUGAAAUAGCAAGCAGAGGAUAACUGCUUACAGUAAUAUCACUAUGGACUUAAAUUAAGCGAAACUGCGAAGAACUCCUAGGUGUAUUGUCAAACCUUAUAAUGAAAGUAAUUUAUUACUAAAUUAGAUUACCAGUAAGUAAAGACUUCAUUGUAUUUUUAUUCAGGAGUAAUAAAUACAUAAAAAACCUUUUUUAUAUAUAAAAAUAAUAAAAAUAUCAGGCUGCGAAUUGCACGUGACGAAUAAGAGAUAGAAAUAUAGAACUUAUUCUUAAAUUGACAGCGAAUAAAAAUAAAAUUCACAUGUUUCCAUCAUACAAUAGAUAUGCAUGAUCGUAGAUGUAAUUAUACUUGUAGCCAAAGUAAUAAAAAAAAACAUGUACGUACAAUAGUAUCAUAUUGAAGUCGACGUAAAUGGCCAUAUAAACGUCAUUUCGCUUGUAGCUACGUGUUAAAAGGUGUGAAUUGUAAAGAUAGACUGAACAUGGGGUUGUCAGUUAUGUUUUUAGUAAAUGGGAAGUGGAAUUAACUAUGUUUCUCACUGCUGUUUGGAGUGUAGUCCAUAGUAAACGAUGCCAGUAAACUAUUAAUAAUAUGUCCUGAAUAUGAAUGCAUAUCAAUCAUUCGUUACUUUUAAAGCAGCCACACAGGGUGUUAGUGACACCGCAACGAAUACUGAGGGGGACGAUUCAGACUAUGGUACUGAGUUGAUAUCAAGUGGAAUUUCCUGUCGAAGUCUUUUAAAUUAUUUUCGGUUGCAUACUUUUGCGAUGGAAAAUUUCACUUGAUAUCAACUCGGAAUCUCUUCGUUACGAUGUCACAAUCACCCUUCAUAAGAAAAAAUAGAUAUAAUGAAGUUGAGUCCUAUUUCUAUUUACUAUAGACUACCCUGUGUAAUUAUUACAUGUGGUUAUUGUGUAUGUGUAUUCUACGUCUAACCAUCAAUCCGCACUGGGCCCGCGUGAUGGUUUAAGGCCCGAUCUCCCUAUCCAUCCAUAGGGAAGGCCCGUGCCCCAGCAGUGGGGACGUUAAUGGGCUGAUGAUGAUGAUGUAUUCUACGUAUAAGUUUUGAAAUUGAGUGGUAGAUGCUACACAGAUUCGCUUACUACCUUACAUACUCGUAACUAAAUCUUUUUACAACAUUAGUUAGCCAAACGUAUCCAACGUUUGGAAAUUGGAAUGCUUAGAAUCUCGGAACUAAUAUUAAACUGAACGUGACAAUAAAAACAUCUUUUGGGGGAUAUUUCUAUAUAGGCGUAAAGUGCUAGGGCUUCGCUAAAUAUCAAAGAUCUCAUGUCAAAUAAUUUCUAAAAAUAACAAAUUUUGCUUCAUAACUCGAGCGAACUGUUCACAUUCUUUAUUUCAUAAGAGCCUCUUAGCGAUAAGUUUUUUAUGAUAAACAAAUGUAAUUUUUUACACUUGUGAAAAUACCAUUUAAAACGUAUAGGGUGUCAUUUACCCUUUUCUGCGAUUUCCCAUAAGAUAAAUACUGAAGAAUGAUGGAAAAUGUUGCCAUAUUUUUUUUGU